UCAUACUCUACCAAACUGUUUCAAACUGAAGACGAAGACAACCAACUGGUUCGGUUUCGUCUCUCACUCCACCCUCCAUGUUUUCUCUCUCUACUUUCUCUCUCUAGAAGAGAGAAACCCGUUUCCUCCCUCCACCAUGCUACUACCUCCUCCCAAACCCAUCAACACCAUCACCAUCACCAUCAUGCUCGCCUUCACCUUCUUCCUCCUCUUCUUCUCCGGCUUCCUCCACUUCCCUUCCGUCUCCUCCCCUCUCCCACCCAUCAACCACUCCCUCACGCCGCCGGAAACCGGAGCAGCCGCCGCAGUACCGUUUACCGAUCUGGUGGCUGCGUUUAGGAAGUGGGACUCGAAAGUGGGUUGCGCUCGGUUCAGGGAGAAGCCAAAUGGGGUUUCCCUGAAUGGGUCGAAGGUUGUGUCGUUGCAAGAGAUUGGCGGUGAUUCGGCUUGUGGGGGGUUGACGAUGAAGCAUGUUAGCGUUUUGGUCAAAGGGUGGACUUGGAUUCCGGAUAAUUUGGAUAACUUGUACUCUUGCCGUUGUGGGUUGAGCUGUUUGUGGACCAAGUCGCCGGUUCUUGCAGAUAAGCCUGAUGCUUUGAUGUUUGAGUCGACAACGCCUCCGAUUCAGAGACGUGUGGGAGAACCGCUUCGUGCUUACAUGGAUCUUGAAGCGGGCCGAAAGAGAUCCGGUCUAGAGGAUAUAUAUAUUAGUUAUCAUGCUGAAGAUGAUGUACAGUCAACCUAUGCUGGUUCUCUGUUUCACAACGGUCGAAACUAUCACAUCUCCAAUACCAAAGACAGCGAUAUACUUGUUUAUUGGUCUUCAUCACGGUGUCUUCCUCAAAGGAAUGAACUUGCCAAGAAACUCCUUCGCUUGCUGCCACAUCAUUCAUUUGGCAAGUGCCUAAAUAAUGUUGGUGGUCUAGACAUGGCUCUUUCUCUUUAUCCUGAGUGUGCAACAGAUGCCAAUGCUAAACCAAAGUGGUGGGAUCAUUUGCAUUGUGCCAUGUCUCACUACAAGUUCGUUCUUGCGAUAGAGAACACUUUUACUGAGAGUUACGUGACGGAGAAGUUAUAUUAUGCCUUGGAUUCGGGUGCAAUUCCUAUCUAUUUUGGUGCACCAAACGUCAUGGAUUUUGUUCCUCCGCAUUCAAUCAUAGAUGGUACGAAAUUCAGGUCUUUGGAAGAACUGGCUUCACACGUGAAGGCCGUGGCUAAUGACCCAGUGGCAUAUGCAGAAUAUCAUGCUUGGAGAAGGUGUGGUGUACUUGGUAACUACGGAAAAACCAGAGCAAUGAGCCUUGACACAUUGCCAUGCCGGUUAUGUGAGGCUGUUAGCAGAAAAGGUGGAAGAAAUGCUAGGAGCUAGGUUGAGUUUUUCGUUGAAUUUAUAGCCCUGCUUGCUUUGCAGAGAGAUAAACAGAUUGCAUAUAGGGUGCAACUUGUAUAGAGGCACACUGAUUGUUCCACUGAGCUAAUUUGCUUUCGGUCAAGAAAGGAAACAAAAUCAGAGCUUAGCUCAUAUGAUUGAAAAGGUUAGGAUCAUUCCAUUUUUCUUUUUCUAAUUUUUUACCCUUUUUUUCUGAUAUAAAGUUUUUGAUUGUAUCUUCACUUACACUGUAGUUAAUUGUUGAUGAUGUAUAAUUUUUUAUAAAACACAGUGAAUAUGUCAACUUGCGAUGACUAUCCUCUCCCGCAUAA
Lotus japonicus is the source of this 1701-nucleotide messenger RNA. Its product is annotated as alpha-(1,4)-fucosyltransferase. Bases 137 to 1369 code for a protein of 410 amino acids. Gene Ontology annotation, molecular function: alpha-(1->3)-fucosyltransferase activity. Gene Ontology annotation, cellular component: membrane. The transcript is spliced from 3 exons. The record is from RefSeq and is a predicted model, not a curated record. Lineage: Eukaryota; Viridiplantae; Streptophyta; Magnoliopsida; Fabales; Fabaceae.